GCUGCUAGUCAUGGCCUCCUCCCUGUCAGUCCUGGUGAUGAUCCUGUGCCUAGCGGCGUCGGCCUCGGCGCAACUGUCGCCGACAUUCUACUCCAGGUCGUGCCCCCGAGCCCUGGCCACCAUCAGGGCCGCCGUGUCGGCCGCGGUGGCACAGGAGCCUCGCAUGGGGGCCUCCCUGCUCAGGCUCCACUUCCAUGACUGCUUUGUCCAAGGCUGUGACGCGUCAGUGUUGCUGAACGACACGGCCACCUUCACCGGCGAGCAGACUGCGUUCCCGAAUGUGGGAUCGAUCAGAGGCUUCACCGUGGUGGACAACAUCAAGGCGCAAGUCGAGGCCGUGUGCCCUCGGACCGUCUCCUGCGCCGACAUCCUCGCCGUCGCCGCCCGCGACUCCGCCGUAGCGUUAGGAGGGCCUUCAUGGAGGGUUCUCCUCGGGAGGAGGGACUCGACGACCGCGAACUUAUCUCUGGCCAACAGCGACCUGCCAGCUCCGACCUUGGAUCUCGCCAAUCUCACCGCCGCAUUCGCCAGGAAGGGCCUUAGCAGAACCGACCUGGUUGCUCUCUCAGGGGCGCACACGAUUGGGCAGGCGCAGUGCCUGAAUUUCCGGGGUCACAUCUACAACGACACCAACGUGAACCCGGCCUUCGCGACGCUGCGCCGGGCCAACUGCCCCGCGGCGGCCGGCAACGGCGACGGCAACCUGGCGCCGCUGGACACCACGACGAGCACCGUGUUCGACAACGCCUACUACACCAACCUGCUGGCGCAGAGCGGGCUCCUGCACUCGGACCAGCAGCUGUUCAACGGCGGCGCCACGGACGGCCUGGUGCGCACCUACGCGUCCACCCCGACACGGUUCAACAGGGACUUCGGCGCGGCCAUGAUCAGGAUGGGGAACCUCAGCCCGCCCCCCGGGUCGCAGAGCCAGAUCAGGGUCGCCUGCUCAAGGGUAAACUAGCUAGCAAGCUAGCUAGGACACUGUCAACUGUGGUAGCAGUGCUCGGGGCUGUACUGAUGAUGGUUCAUGCACAGGAUCAGAACAGCCCUUUCUUAAUUUGCUCAUCAACAUCAUGUAGUGUGUGAAAAUAAACGACGACCGAGAAAGUGGCGUGUAACCUACCCAUGUCGAUCAUGUACUCCAUCUGGAACUUUGUGAGUGGCCCUCAUGCAAAUGCUUGUGGGACCCAUUGUUCCAUUGCCCAAUCAUGUUGCAGUUGCAGCAGUGUUACAGUUGAAAAUGCCAUGGUGGCAGGUUCAUUCUAUC
Panicum virgatum (switchgrass) is the source of this 1267-nucleotide messenger RNA. RefSeq names its product peroxidase 70-like. Gene Ontology annotation, biological process: response to oxidative stress; hydrogen peroxide catabolic process. The transcript is spliced from 4 exons. The record is from RefSeq and is a predicted model, not a curated record. Lineage: Eukaryota; Viridiplantae; Streptophyta; Magnoliopsida; Poales; Poaceae. The coding region runs from base 11 to 961 and encodes 316 amino acids. Gene Ontology annotation, molecular function: peroxidase activity; heme binding.